GUGUGUUGCCGCCAGGCUGAUUACUGGCAGUUUGUGAAAGACAUUCGGUGGCUCAGCCCGCACUCAGCCCUUCACGUGGAGAAGUUCAUCAGUUUGCAUGAGAGCGACCAGAGCGACACUGACAGCGUGAGUGAGCGUGCUGUUGCAGAGCUGUGGCUGCAGCAUAGCCUGCAGUGCCACUGCCUCUCAGCCCAGCUCCGGCCUCUGCUCGGGGACAGACAGUACAUCAGAAAAUUCUACACAGAAACUGCCUUCCUGCUGAGUGACGCCCACGUCACAGCCAUGCUCCAGUGCCUGGAAGCAGUGGAACAGAACAACCCCCGUCUUCUGGCUCAGAUCGAUGCAUCCAUGUUUGCCAGAAAGCAGGAGAGCCCGCUGCUGGUCACAAAGAGCCAGAGUCUGACCGCUCUGCCUGGUUCCACAUACACCCCUCCAGCUAGCUAUGCUCAGCAUUCCUACUUUGGGUCCUCCUCCAGCCUUCAGUCUAUGCCACAGUCCAGCCACAGCUCAGAGAGAAGAUCUACUUCCUUUUCACUCUCUGGCCCUUCCUGGCAACCUCAAGAAGACAGAGAAUGCCUCUCACCAGCAGAGACUCAAACCACCCCAGCUCCGCUGCCUUCAGACUCUACUCUAGCCCAGGAUUCCCCACUGACAGCACAGGAGAUGAGCGACAGCACUCUGACUAGCCCCCUAGAGGCAUCCUGGGUCAGCAGCCAGAAUGACUCCCCAAGUGAUGUCAGUGAGGGGCCCGAGUACCUGGCCAUUGGCAACCCAGCCCCUCAUGGCCGGACUGCCAGUUGUGAGAGUCACAGCAGCAACGGCGAGAGCAGCAGCUCUCACUUGUUCUCCUCCAGCAGCUCUCAAAAGCUGGAGUCUGCUGCCUCUUCUCUAGGGGACCAAGAGGAAGGCAGGCAGAGUCAGGCAGGCAGCGUCCUUCGCAGGUCCAGCUUCUCAGAAGGGCAGACAGCCCCUGUCGCCAGCGGGACAAAGAAGAGCCAUAUUCGCUCCCACUCGGACACCAACAUUGCCUCCAGAGGAGCCGCAGGAGGCCCCAGGAAUAUCACCAUUAUAGUUGAAGAUCCCAUUGCAGACACACUGGCAUCCCAGCUCCUCCACGUGUUUGCAUUCUUGGACUGUUGUGAAGACUUUGGGAAUGAGAGAGUUAAAUGUUGUUCCUAUUGCUCACUUGUAUGUGUGUCUUAUUUCCUGCUGUGGUCACUGACACUAGACUCCUGCAAUGAUGGCUUGAAUCUGAGAGACCCCUUCCCUCCUCUGGCCACAGCAGUGCAGUCAGCGCCCCAACUCUUUGUGCAUAGAGAACAGUGACUGAGCGCUCGGAAGGCAAGGGCGGAAACUGCCCUGCUCUGCUCUCUCCCCGAGCCUGCUGAGUCCUGCGUUGUGGAACCCAUCUCAGCCUGUGGACUGCUUUCGCCUGUCCUUCUGCCAUCUUCAACACUGAGAUUCUACUCCCCGUGGUCCUCACUGAUGUAGGGUUCCCACCCUCUCUUAUGCUCCGAAUGCCACCACGAGUGUCCGUAGUACCACAGGCGAUGGCAGCCUGAGUGAGCGAGAGCCUUGACGGUGGGUCUUUUUGUAAUUCCCAGGAGAUGAGUUCCACGUGGGAAUCACUCAGUCCUUUCCCUCCGCUCAGCACCGUGUUAGUUCUCAUUCCCUUUUCCGUAGAGUAGGAAGGACAGUGUAUUACAGAUGAGUUUAGAUAGGAAAAGGGUGAUCUCUAGGGUCUCACAUUUAUUCCACCAUUCUCCUUCCAAGAGGUUUGGUGCUCUGUGACUCUUAAAGAGUCUAAAUAAUGUCAUUAGAAGAUAGAUGUCAGCUGGGCGUGGUGGCGCAUGCUUUUAAUCCCAGCACUUGGGAGGCAGAGGCAGGUGGAUCUCUGAGUUUGAGGCCAGGCUGGUCUACAGAGUGAGUUCCAGGACAGCCAGGGCUACACAGAGAAACCCUGUCUCGAAAAAAACCAAAAAAAGGAAGAUAGAUGUCUUCAUCCAAUUCUCCCUCACCUGGGAAGAGUUGAGAGCGCCUUUAAUAGAAGACCAUCAGACUUCUGGAAGAAGCUUGGUUGUUACAAGUUUUUGUUUCAAGACUGAAAUUUUAUAUCUACACUCCAAUUCCCACAGAGGGUGGUCAGUACCUCUGCUCAGGAGAAGGCAUGUUUAGAAGACCAUCAGAAGGACAGUCCCUCAUCAGUUACCUCUCUGAGCAAGACUUUGGCAGCUGUGCAGACCUGGAAAAGGAAAACGCCCACUUCAGCAUCUCCGAGUCCUUGAUUGCCGCCAUUGAGCUGAUGAAGUGCAACAUGAUGAGCCAGUGUCUAGAAGAGGAGGAAGUAGAGGAGGAAGAUAGUGACCGAGAGAUCCAGGAACUGAAGCAGAAGAUCCGCCUUCGGCGCCAGCAGAUCCGCACCAAAAACCUGCUCCCUGCGUACCGGGAGACUGAGAAUGGAAGCUUCCGGGUCACCUCCAGCAGCUCCCAGUUCAGUUCACGGGAUUCGACGCAGCUCUCUGAGUCCGGCUCUGCUGAGGAUGCUGACGACUUGGAAAUCCAAGACGCUGACAUCCGGAGGAGUGCAGUCUCAAACGGCAAAUCAUCCUUCUCCCAGAAUCUCUCGCACUGCUUCCUGCACUCCACAUCGGCUGAGGCAGUGGCCAUGGGGCUUCUGAAGCAGUUUGAGGGGAUGCAGCUUCCAGCUGCCUCGGAGCUCGAGUGGCUAGUCCCAGAGCAUGAUGCUCCACAGAAGCUCCUACCCAUCCCCGACUCCCUGCCCAUCUCACCAGAUGACGGGCAGCACGCGGACAUCUACAAGCUGCGAAUCCGCGUCCGUGGCAACCUGGAGUGGGCUCCGCCCCGGCCGCAGAUCAUUUUUAAUGUUCAUCCAGCCCCCACGAGGAAGAUUGCCGUGGCCAAGCAGAAUUACCGCUGUGCGGGAUGUGGCAUCCGGACGGACCCCGACUAUAUCAAGCGGCUGCGGUACUGUGAGUACCUAGGCAAGUACUUCUGCCAGUGCUGCCACGAGAACGCCCAGAUGGUCGUCCCCAGCCGCAUUCUGCGCAAAUGGGACUUCAGCAAGUACUAUGUCAGCAACUUCUCCAAGGACCUGCUCCUGAAGAUCUGGAAUGAUCCUCUCUUCAAUGUGCAGGACAUCAAUAGCGCACUCUACAGGAAGGUCAAGCUGCUUAACCAAGUCCGGCUGCUGCGGGUUCAGCUGUACCACAUGAAGAACAUGUUUAAGACAUGCCGACUGGCCAAAGAGCUCCUGGAUUCCUUUGACGUGGUUCCAGGCCACCUGACAGAGGACCUCCAUCUGUACUCGCUGAGUGACCUGACUGCAACCAAGAAGGGAGAACUGGGGCCCCGGCUGGCGGAGCUCACUAGAGCGGGAGCCGCCCACGUGGAGAGAUGCAUGCUGUGUCAGGCCAAGGGCUUCAUCUGUGAAUUCUGUCAGAAUGAGGAGGAUGUCAUCUUUCCUUUUGAGCUGCAUAAGUGCCGGACUUGUGAAGAGUGUAAAGCGUGUUACCAUAAAACUUGCUUCAAGUCUGGACGCUGCCCCCGGUGUGAGCGGCUGCAGGCCCGACGGGAGCUGCUGGCCAAGCAGAGCCUGGAGUCCUACCUGUCUGACUAUGAGGAGGAGCCCACAGAAGCCUUGGCUCUAGAGGCCACCGUCCUAGAGACCACCUGAGGAAUGCACUAAGCCCUUUGUGUAAGGGUCUGGCGAGGGUCAGAUAUAGACUGAGCCACACCUUCAAGGAAGGUGGGGCCUUUUAAAUAUAUAUAUAUUGUCAUUUUUUAUGACUUGUCUGCUGUCCAAGUGUAGGCAACCUUUCUUGGUUGAUGGAUCCAGUCUCUUGUGACAGCUGUCUGUGGGCACUGGGUAUUUUUGUCAGGGGAAUGGACAUCGAGACCCAGUUCUGACCCGCUCGGCCUCUUCUACUAGGACCAGAUCUGGUUACAGCUGCAGCUAACGAUCAUACCCACUGUUGACUUAGUUCCUCAGAGUCUGAGCCAGGCCUCUCUCAGCCAGCGACCUUCUCCUUUGCUGCUGAAGCAGGAGAAUGGUCUUUUCUUAGGCCUAGUCCUAACAGAGACUAAGACUGUGCCCUGAGUCACGGGAGAGAAGGGGGGUAUACAACGGGCAUUCUGUCUGGCCACUUAGGUAUACGGGGGGGCAGGGCAGGUAGGAACAGAACCAUCCUUGUUCUAGCAUCUUCGGGAUCUCAAAGGGCAACCAUGACUUCCCUGUUUCAAAUAUUCCUGGCAUAGGUGGGCACAAGCUGGUUUGUGUACUCUGGUGGGCUUGGAUCAAAGACCAGAUCCGAGUCUUAGGUCAGGCCACAAGCCUAUAAGUGCGGCUACAGCUGGUGCUUAAGGGGCGGCUUUUUCAGAUAGGCAUCUCCUCCGGGGUGGUCAGUCUCUCAGUUAACUAUCGUGAGUGCAGGUGUGCUUCAUGCUCAGGCAAGUCCCUGAUGCUACCUAAGGCGAGGAUAGAAACCCCUCCCACCAUCUGAAUAGUGGGUUCCUUACUGCUCUGUACGACUAUGUGGUCAUUGUGGUUCCAGUACUGAUAUGACCCAACUCCAUUCUCUGUCCCCUUCCUCCAGAGAGCUGCAGCCCUUCCUCUUGGCUGAUCUCUUGCCUUAGUUUCUUUUCUCAGAGUUGGGGGAAGCCAGCCAACUAGUAGCACUAAGUAAAGCACUUGGCAGUUUGUGAAUGUGUCUGUUUGCUCAGAGUAACAGGACCUUUAUGCAGUUAACUAACUCUUCAGCUUUGUAAUCUAUGUCAAACCAUCCAUUUCAUGGUACUAAUUUUAAUAGACUCUUCCCCUAUCACCUAAUGUGCAUUUUUUGUGGGAAUUGCCCUGGACUAGGCUGCACAUGAUGGUGGUGGUGUUUGAGUUGCUGCAGCACCGACCUCGGUAAACACUGGUCAGGGCUGCCUCUCAGAGCCUGGCAGUUCUGUGAACUUAAUCCACAGCCCUCUUGUUCUGGAGCUGGCCUGUGGCUUCCUGUACUUGACCGCUAGUAAAAUCAUUGGUCCAGGCAGUGUCGCAAGCCGUCAAAUGGAGUUGCAUGUUGUUGAUGGAAGCUGACAGGUAGCUGUGCUUAGAGGGAACGAGGGAUCUCCCAGAGAGGCAGAAGGGGCAUGACAUAACAGCCAAGCUGAGCUCCAGCAGAGCAAGAGGGAGCAUGCCAGGCUAGUUCCAAGGUGUGGCUCCUCUGCCUCACACUUGGGAUCUGACAACUACAUGGACUGGGACUGCUCUCAGUAGUCGAUGAGGCAGAAAGCCGAGGCCAGAGCCAGUUCUGCAGAGCUGGUUAGAAAUCCCUCCCAAUUCACUUAUCACUGAGUCAGACCUCAGAGACAGACUCUGACUCCAGGUCCAGUUCCUGGCUGACUUCCGUCCAGCUGCUCAGUGAAGUCACCACACUGGAGGAGACUCCACCCAUGCUCCCAGUCUACAAAGGCUCAAGCAGCCUCACUGACGUCCCUGUUCCUUUCCACCUCCCCACCCCACCCCAUCCCUCUAGGUCACAUACCUUCUAGAGCUCCUGAGUCCGCUGUCAUUACUCACCAAAUACCCAUGUCUGUUUAUUUGAGGAGCCGGAGCAGGGGGUGUGGUGAAAGCACUUUGUCACUUACAGUAUCUGAGGAUCCCCUGCUACACUGAUGGGAGGUGGGGAUGGAGCUUAGGGAGGGGAGCAGCACUCUGUACAGAGGGGACAGCUCCAAGUGCUCUGCACUUAAGGGGCCCUUCGUCCUCUGCUGAGGGCUGGAGAGCUUUUGCCGAAGAGAAAAGGAGCAAGAGUCUAAAUGAAAACGCUGUUUGUGUACAACCUGUGUUUAGAACUGGAUUCUCACCUGCUGUAAUUUACGCACAUCCUGACAGUCCAUGGUCAUCUUUAAUAAACUAAGGAAAAUAAAUCUUGCCUUUUAUUUACCUGCCUUGA
This is a messenger RNA of Mus musculus (house mouse), 5960 nucleotides long. It is a transcript of the gene Rubcn, whose product is annotated as RUN domain and cysteine-rich domain containing, Beclin 1-interacting protein. NCBI's taxonomy places the organism in Eukaryota, Metazoa, Chordata, Mammalia, Rodentia, Muridae. Gene Ontology annotation, molecular function: phosphatidylinositol 3-kinase inhibitor activity. Bases 2168 to 3694 code for a protein of 508 amino acids. The record is from RefSeq and is a predicted model, not a curated record. Gene Ontology annotation, biological process: negative regulation of autophagy; negative regulation of endocytosis; negative regulation of autophagosome maturation. Gene Ontology annotation, cellular component: early endosome; late endosome; lysosome. The transcript is spliced from 18 exons.